This is a messenger RNA of Neurospora hispaniola, 3150 nucleotides long. RefSeq lists its product as uncharacterized. The transcript is spliced from 4 exons. The coding region runs from base 419 to 2776 and encodes 785 amino acids. The record is from RefSeq and is a predicted model, not a curated record. Lineage: Eukaryota; Fungi; Ascomycota; Sordariomycetes; Sordariales; Sordariaceae.
GGGCAACACCCAAUCGCGUCGCCGAUCGGCCUGCCGAUUGUUUUGUCAUUGCAACUUCCUCAACAGCGUAUCUCCCCCCACCACCGUCCGCCUCAACCAUUGUGCGCAUUGUCUUGCGCAGCGUGAAGGAACAACAAAAUCAGGAUUUGACAAAAUAUUCGAAAUUGACGCAUUAUUAUUGUUCAAUCAACCUCCGAAAUAUGUAUCGGUUUCGCGACUAAACCACCAAAUCCGAUUCCGUUUGCGACAGCCUCGACCUUUGCGCGAUCACAUUCCCAGCUACUGGCCUUCGCUCAGCCAAGCGGGACAAGAGACAUCACCGUUACUACCAAGAAACAAGGCUGAUUCCGACAAUUCUUCUCGCGAAAUAACGUUCCUGUACGAAUCGACCUCCGGCCGCAACGGCGCAUCCGCGACCAUGACAGACUACUUCAUCUACGAAAAUCGUCUAGUGUCUUUUGAUGGGCAGCCCCUGGCAAACAAAGAUGGGAUACCUCCCGCUGAUUCCCGAGGCAAGCUGGUAAAAUGGCCACAUAAGUCUUUAUCAGCGGAUGAGCUCGCAAAAGCCGGAUUUUACUUUGAUCCUAUGGUCACUAGUCCCGACAAUGUAACAUGCUUUUUGUGCGAGAAUUCCUUUGAUGGCUGGACGCCUGGAGACCAUCCAAUCCAAGAACAUCUGAAACAUUCACCAUUUUGCGGCUGGGCUGUGACGGCAGCGGUCGAAGCGAAUCUUGGAGACUAUGGGAAGAUGCACCCUCUGGAACCGAUUCUUGUCGAUGCGCGGAAGGCUACCUUUGGGGGGAAGUGGCCUUACGAAUCCAAGAGGGGAUUCAAGUGCAAGUCAAAGCAACUUGCCGAAGCUGGCUGGAAAUUCGCACCAACAAUCGAGGAUGAAGACAUGACAGUUUGUCCAUAUUGCCUGCUAGGACUUAGCGGUUGGGAACCUGGUGACAAAGCAAUCGACGAACACCAGAGACGACAACCUCAAUGUGCGUUUUUCCGUCUUCAGGAGGAAUUACCACCACCGAAGAAGCCCACGAAAAGAGCCAAAACAGCCAGGACAUCCAAGGUCGCCCACCGCCUUUCUGUCCAGCCUGUCGGCAUCCCCACUGCAGAAACCUCGGAUCAAGUAUCCGCCUCAGACACCGCGGGCGGCCUUGAGGAUAUCAUCAUGGCGCCAACCACGCGAGCAGCAAAGAGCAAAAAGGCAACUACUAGGAGUCGAAAAGCGAAAGCCCAGAAGAAGGAAGCAGAGCCCAAGGCAACCUUAAAGGACAAACCAGCAGACGAACAAUUGGCUGCUGAAGAACCACCAAAUGGACGGAAGCGGGGAAGCGAGUCGAUUUCCGACUCUGUGGACUCCAACCCGGAGGCGCCUCCGCAGAAGAAGCGGGCAACACGAACAGGAGGAGCUGCGAUUACUGAUGUUUCCACUUCAGCCGUGGAAUCACAGGACAAUGACAUUGUCGAUGCACCAUCUCCCAAACAAACAGCUACCCGCAAGAGAGCGCCCGCCAAAGGAACACAGAACUUGCGGAAAAGCUCGCGAGUUUCUCUGCGGCACUCACAUUCGACAACAGCGCCGCAGACAGAUUUGUCGAAUGAUGAGGGCGUCAAUCGUCAGAUGGACAGUGAUGACGCCGAUAUUGGUCCAGAACGCAAAGCGCAGGAUGCAAAAUCACAACAGGAAGCGAAUGCUGAGGAUCCAAUCUAUUCAUCCGACAUCCCCCUCCCCAAAGAUAGUCGUAAAGUAGCUGCCCAGAGGAUGUCUAAGCAAGCGAAAAGGAUCCAACAGUCUCUUCCAUUAUCCGAUCCUAUCGACGAACUGACGAGCGGACCUACUGCUGUGCCCGAAGCUACAUCUAUAGUGCCUCAAAUAGCAGAGCCCGAGCUAGGAUCUGGAGAGGAUCCUGAUAUAACCUUGGUCUCAAAAAGUAGCGACCGACCAAGUACGGUCAAGCGGGGAAGGGGACGCCCAUCAAAAAAGUCUACAUCUUCCCAUGCGUCAAGCGAAGUGGCAGAGCAGCAGCGAACUUCAUCUGGGAUCCCGCUUCCGGAGGCCCAAGCCCCGGUCGAGACCCAGGCCGAGCCUGAAACCGAGCGCCGCUUAUCAGCUUCAACUCCGAAAGAGGCGGGCGUUGAAGCGGCAACAGAAGAACCGGUUCCGGAACCUACGCCCCGGGCCUCCCCUCUUAGAGCGGCCGUUACUCGUGUUGCGCCGACACCAGCCAAAAUGAACAAGCCUCUUCCUCCGCCGCCAUCUGAGUCCCCAGAUCACCUGUCUCAGCCGCUUGCUACACCUCAGGCACCUACAGUCGCGCGUGUACCUCAAGAACAGCCAAGCGUAUACCGCUCGCCUUCAAUGCAAUCCUCAAAUGCAGAGAACCGACCCCCAUCGCCGAAGCAAUUGACCCCAAUAGUCGAACGUCAUGCUCUAGCACCAAUGGCCACCACACCAGACAGGCCCACUUCUCCUUGCAAACGGACGAUUCUGGGUGCCCUUCAAAGCACUAAGCCUUGGACCGCGGCGGAUUUAGACAAUAUUUUCUCGCCCAACAAGAAUGACUACGGCAAGGAAGACGGCAUUGACAAACUCUUGCACAAGGGCAGUGAGCUCACGAGCCCGGAGAAGCGGAUGACCGUGGAGGAGUGGAUCUAUCAUAAUGCCAACUUGGCCGAGCAGAAACUGAAGAGGGAAUGCGAGGAGAUGGUCCUGCUGUUUGAGAAGCAGGGUGCUAGAGCGAUGGAAGCUUUGGAGGGGCUUGUCGUCGAGUAGCGAAUGAGUGGCACGACCCUUGGGCACCUGAUUAUCAGCAUAGAAGGACGAGACGUGUGGAUUUGCAUACUAAAUUCCGCUUCUGGUUCAAGGUCGGGCAAAUUCUGUGUGUGUGAUACCAGGUAAUGGACAUGGAAUUUGCGUGAUGCGUUACAUAGCAAGCUUAUUGUGUCAGUGACUCUGGCUUCUGGUUUGAGUAGCAUGGAAGGCGUCAUUCGACGCCCGGUUAGACGAUGUAGAGAUAGCAUUGUUGGUGGCGUUACAAUGGAAUUGCACAAUAGUGUGCAUCGCAACAAAACAAGCCCUAAAGUUACAGCUGCAGGUUCUCUAGAUGAUGCUGGGUUGGGGACUUGAACUAAAGAGCGAGUGUGACG